AUGAAACAAACCGUGGCUUGGAAUGUGCUGGAAUAUCUUUGCCGACUGCUGGGCGUCUCGACCGGAGCAGUGCUCCUCGGUGUGGGCAUCGAGAGGCUUCUGCAGGGGCAGUUCAAGAGCCUGGCUCUUUAUCUCCUUAUUUCAGGGAUGGCUGUUUCUCUCUGGGAAGUGGCGUUCUUUGCCAGCCUCCUUUUGAUCUCCUGCUUCGCCCCCCGGAGGGGAUCCACGGUGGACGCUUGCUGGCUCCGAGCCAAACGCCGGGGAGCUUUCCAGAAGUUCCUGGCUUAUGCCCUGCUCUCCAUCGCCUGCUUCCUCAGCCCCAUCCACAUCUGGCAGGUUGUGUUCCCAGGCACCCUGCUGAUCCUCACCAGUCUAGCCUAUUUCCUGCUGAGUAAGCAGCGGAAAGAAGAUACAGGAAAUGGGGCACCUGAAGAGAGGGGUGACCCUCGUGAUGAAGUUGUAGAUGAAAUGGCUGGAGACAGGAGUAGGCAAGCCUCCUCCUUCCACCCUAAAUCCAGUUCCCUUGCUGGCUCUCUGAGGAGCUUCUUCCAAGCUUGCCAAAGGCCAGUUGCCUUCAUGCGCUCCUCAUCAAGCGUUGUGUCUAUGAGGAAGCCCACUGACUUUGAGGAACCGGUAGAGGAGACGGUGCUGCCUCUCAGAGGAGAGCUGGAGGGCUUGGCCAAGGAAAGCACCUCUGAAACGGCCUUCAUCCUUUCUGCCCAGAUGUGAUGCCCCAGGUGACUCAAGAAUAAGCUCUUCUCUUGCAGCAGCAGUCCAAGGCAGAGACGUCUCUGGGAAUGACCAACAGCCAAGAAUCCCGGCUGGUUGCUCUCGUCACCACGUGUCCCCAUCACCGCUAAAAGGGGGGAUCUGUUUUUCUUUUGUGGGGUUUCCUUAUUCAGUCAUAGCAAUGCAGGUAGUAGCUCUGACAGCCACAGGAAGAGUGAAAUUGUGCAGUCCAAGCAAUGGAUAACAUUGCUGAAGGGACUUCUACUUGGAUAGAGGAAUACACAGAUGGCAGGGGGACAUUUCUAGAAACCAAUUCCCAUUAAAUAUCUUUGCUAUAUUAAAUGUUAUCAAACAGUGUGGCUUUCUAGGAGAAAAUGAGUGUACAGAAUUAUCCUUUGUCUAAGUUUGUUUGGGAACUUGCAGACUUUGGAAAGAGGAGGAGAAAUAAACGAUCGUAUCCAUUGACUGUCCUCCCCCCCUCCCAGUUUCCUCCAAAAUCAGGAGCUCCGGUAUUUCAUGGUCACCUACCCAACCUUCCUUCUUUUUCAAUUUCCUCUGCUAAGCCUUUCCCAUUGCUUAGCCUCGUGUCCAGGCCAGCGGUUGCUCUUCCGUCUCCCUUCACCCUCCGAAGGAGAAAGUUGUUAAGCAAAUAAAUCUGGAAUUUCCUAGAAAGAUCAGGCAGGUUAAGCAAAUAAUUUGGGGAUUACCUAGCAGGACCACCUCACCACUGGUGUUCCGAUGGUCAAAAAUCUCACAUCACUCUUGGUUCAUAGCUCUUUGAAAGAGCUGCAGGUUGCUUUUGGAGGAUGGGAGGGGGCUGUAGCCCCCCUGUUGCUUCUGAGAGUUCCUCUCCACAGCAUUGCCCGCCUCAUUCAUUUGUAUGUCUGAGCAGGAAUUUAUAUUUGCACUCACAGGGCGACUCUUCCUUGCUUUCCAAUAAAAAGGAGGAGGUGGGGGGCUGAUUUAUUCUCCAAAGCACCCGAGGGUGGAUAAAGAGAGAUGCAGCCUGGAACUAUGGAGAACUUUCCUCAGGGUGAGAGCAAUGACCAGUGGAACUGCUUGCCUCCUGGAGUUGGGGGUGCUUCAUUGCUGGAGACUUUCAAGAAAAGCUUGGAGGACCUUUUAUCUGGGAUGCUAGAAGGUCUCCUGCAUAGCCCCCAAAAGCUAUGCUCAUGUUGAGAGCUAACGCAGAUCCAGAGCAACGACACCGGGAAAAGUCAACGGGCUCUGAGAUUUGUAUCAAUCAAGAUCAAUGUUUGCAUCUCAACCAUACAAAGAAUAAUGAAAGCAUGAGGAUGUAUAAAAAUGUCUACAUUAAUAAAGACCUGCAUCCCAACUCCUGCCAGACCAGGUUCAUUUGCAAAGCUGCUCCACAAGUCUGGGAACCAAUUUUGCUUGGACCAUUAAUUUGGGUCACUUUUGUACACAGGUAAGGUGCUGAUUGACAGGUGGCAGAGACCUUUGAGGCACAGGCUGUUUUACAAUAAAGGAGAAGGACACCCAUUCUCAGAAGUGUAUUUAAGCUUUCAUAAUUGCUACCAACUUGCCUUCCAUUGAGGACCUGUAUACUGCACGAAUCAAGAAGAGGGCCGUGAAAAUAUUUGCAGAUCCCUCGCAUCCUGGACAUAAACUGUUUCAACUCCUACCCUCAAAACGACGCUAUAGAGCACUGCACACCAGAACAACUAGACACAAGAACAGUUUUUUCCCGAAGGCCAUCACUCUGCUAAACAAAUAAUUCCCUCAACACUGUCAGACUAUUUACUGAAUCUGCACUACUAUUAAUCGUUUCAUAGUUCCGUUCCCAUCACCAAUCUCUUUCCACUUAUGACUGUAUGACUAUAACUUGUUGCUGGCAAUCCUUACGAUUUACAUUGAUA
Ahaetulla prasina is the source of this 2609-nucleotide messenger RNA. It is a transcript of the gene TMEM72, whose product is annotated as transmembrane protein 72. NCBI's taxonomy places the organism in Eukaryota, Metazoa, Chordata, Lepidosauria, Squamata, Colubridae. The coding region runs from base 1 to 729 and encodes 242 amino acids. The record is from RefSeq and is a predicted model, not a curated record. The transcript is spliced from 5 exons.